ACCUGUGCACGCCCUGCCCGGCGGGCUCCCGCUGCCCAGCCACGUGUCUCUGCCCGGGGAGAGCGACGGUGGCUACAUGGACAUGAGCAAGGAUGAGUCGGUGGACUACGUGCCCAUGCUGGACAUGAAAGGAGGCGUCAAAUAUGCAGACAUCGAGUCCUCCAGCUACAUGGCCCCUUAUGACAACUAUGUUCCCACCGCUCCCGAGAGGACCUGUCGGGUAACUCUGAUCAACGAGUCCCCAGUGCUUAGCUACACAGAUCUCGUGGGCUUCAGCUACCAGGUGGCCAAUGGCAUGGAGUUCCUGGCCUCCAAGAACUGUGUCCACCGAGAUCUGGCAGCCAGAAAUGUGCUCAUCUGUGAGGGCAAGCUGGUCAAGAUUUGUGACUUCGGCCUGGCUCGUGACAUCAUGCGAGACUCAAACUAUAUCUCCAAAGGCAGCACCUUCCUGCCUCUGAAGUGGAUGGCUCCUGAGAGCAUCUUCAACAGCCUCUAUACCACCCUGAGCGACGUGUGGUCCUUCGGGAUCCUACUCUGGGAGAUCUUCACCCUGGGUGGCACUCCUUACCCAGAGCUACCCAUGAAUGAGCAGUUCUAUAAUGCCAUCAAGCGGGGAUACCGCAUGGCCCAGCCUGCCCACGCCUCCGAUGAGAUUUAUGAGAUCAUGCAGAAGUGCUGGGAAGAGAAGUUUGAGAUCCGGCCUCCUUUCUCCCAGCUGGUGCUGCUUCUCGAGAGGCUGCUGGGCGAGGGGUACAAAAAGAAGUACCAGCAGGUGGAUGAGGAGUUUCUGAGGAGCGACCACCCAGCCGUCCUUCGGUCCCAAGCCCGCUUGCCUGGCUUCCAUGGCCUCCGAUCCCCCCUGGACACCAGCUCUGUGCUCUACACGGCUGUGCAGCCCAAUGAGGGUGACAACGACUAUAUCAUCCCCCUGCCUGACCCCAAACCUGAGGUUGCUGAUGAGGGCCCACUGGAGAGUUCUCCCAGCCUUGCCAGCUCCACCCUGAAUGAAGCGAACACGUCCUCUACCAUCUCCUGUGACAGCCCCCUGGAGCCCCAAGAGGAGCCCGAACCCCAGGUGGAGCCGGAGUUGGAGCCACCACUGGACUCGAGCUGCCCUGGGCAUCGGGCUGAGGCAGAAGACAGCUUCCUGUAGGGGGCUGGCCCCACCCUGCCCCACCUGAAGCUCCCCCUCUACCUCCCAGCACCUAGCGCCUCCUGGCCUGGCCUGGCCUCCCAUCAGCCGCCACUUUCUAGAAAGCUUUUGUCCCUGGCAUGUGGCACCCCAGCCGCUGGGGCUGCCUUAGGGCUGCUGCAGGGGUCACGACCAGCCCUCUGCCUCUGGGGAGGCCCUGUGAUGGGAGCCAGGGUUCUCCCGGGACACUUAGUUUCUCCAUCUGUAGGAUGGGAGCGCAGGGCCCGGUGACGCAGAAUCUGGGCUUCUGUCUCCCCGGCUGACAGGUGGGGAGGUCGGAAUCCCUAGAGAGAUUCUCGGGGUUCAGGAGGUAUGAAUUAAUGUUCUUCUGUUCAGCCAGCUACUCCUCAAGAAGCUGUAGCUUUCUCCUCGCACUUUCAUCCACCUAAGAGCUGGGGAAGGGACCCUGGCAUCCCUGGCUCCUGGCUGAGCAGGGGCCUGGCCUCGGACAGUGAUGUUCAUCCAGAAGCCACCUCUCCUUGAUGCCAAUCUCCACUUUCCCAGGCCCGAGCUGGUCUGGGGCCAUCCACGCUUCAUGCUGGGGGCUGAGCCAAGUCCAGGACACUCUGGCCCACAGCCCCUGUCCCAGGCACUUGGGACACAUACAAGUGCCCGUGUCCAUGUCUGCCUGGCCCCAUAAGUGCUGGGGUCUUCUUCCUUAUCACCGCCGGUCUUACUCCACCCACCAGAGUCUCCAGGGCCAGGGCGGGCCCCACAUCUGUGAUGAGCGUGUGGAUGUGCCUGCGGGAAAUGUCCACGUGUGUGGAUCCAGAUGCACUUUGGACCUGAUAUGGGACCUUGGAGGAAUUCCGCACCCUCUCCAGGCCUGUUUGCCCUGUUGAAAAAUGAGCAAGAUGGACUCGCUGACUUCUGGUGCCCUGUCGGCACUAAUGUUCUCGAACAUUGCAGGGGGUGGCACCCUUGCCCAGAUGAAGCAAAGCCAAACACUCCAAACCUCCGUCCUAGGGGUCAGCUGGGGUCUGGGGAGACUCCGGACCAUGCAUCACACUCUGGGCAUUCAGAACUAUGUCCCUUCCCCAGACCCCCAAGCAAGUCCCAGAAGGCCAGCUGCACAGAUCUUGACUCGGAGUGACAGCCAGUGUCUUGGAAAGCCCCCAGCAGCUGCCCCAUGGGAAGACCACGGGGCCCUCUCAGACCCACCAAUGACCUCUGGAGCCAUCCUGAGCAAAGGAGGCAGAGGGGGCAGAUCAGACACCCUUGUGCAGUCUGCUCUCCAGCACCUGCUGUCCAAGUCUGUGCCACAGACAUCAUGGACAGUGAGGGCUCCUGGGGGCCCCCAGAAAGUACAAGAAGCCUUUGUAGGGAACCUGAGAGGGGUGCAAGAGGCGGGUACUUUGGGGGUUGCCUUCUCACCCAGUAGCUGCCUGGUCCCUGAGGGCAUCACUGCCCAGGCCCGCUUGCUGCACUCUCUCUGCCAACCACACCCCGGCUAGGUGAGCAGCGGGGGUGCCAGGGGAGCGAGGGCCAUGGCCAAGACUCCUGGCAGGAGGAGAGCCGGAAGUGGGCACGAGCCCCCUCUGCCGGCCCAGGAGAGGGAGGAGGUUCUCACUACGGUACCAAAGAUGUAAUCACCUAGGUUUACAAGUAUUUUUAGGACUCACAUUAACUCACAUUUAUACAGCAGAAGUGCUAUUUUAUAUGCCAUCAAAUUUUCCUAUCUGUGUACUUUUUUUUUUUUAAGAGAAAGAUUUUAAUAUUAAACCUGGUGCUUCUCACUCA
Messenger RNA from Leptonychotes weddellii (Weddell seal), 2932 nucleotides. NCBI's taxonomy places the organism in Eukaryota, Metazoa, Chordata, Mammalia, Carnivora, Phocidae. The record is from RefSeq and is a predicted model, not a curated record.